CACGUGGCUUUAUUGGCAGGAAGUGGAAACAAUAGGUUAGCAGCCAACAGUGCUAUCCGCCUGUAGAUAUAGUUGUUGUAUGAGACAAGUUCCGGUAGUUAAUCAUCAGAAGCAUUUCGUUUGUAAAUCUGAAAUGUCAUAUAAUGUGGUAUCCUUUUAGCGCUGGCGUUUCCCGGAAGUUAAUAGGGAGAUCUGUGUGGGAUGGAAAAGCAGGCUGAUAUCUGAUCUGUUCCCGGUCUGCCUCUCUGUACUUUGACACAAUGCCAUGGGGAACUGCUGGACUCAGUGUACUGGGAUAUUCUGGAGGGAGGCGAACCGGAUCCAAAGAGGAGGAGGCUCAAAAUAUUUCAGAAGUAGCACAACUGGAGAACACUAUACAAUAGAGUUUGAGAACCUUGUGGAAAGUGAUGAGGGUGAAAGUUCCCAGAGUUGUGCCAGGCCCAUUAGUGAGGAGGAGAUUGGCCAUCUGAAGGGUCUGCACUAUGCUGCUAUUGCCGAUAAGCAGACACUGAUCGAUGAGAAGCUGAAAGCUGAGUUAGUGGCACAAGAGGAGAAGUUAAGGCUAGAAGAGGAGGCUAUAGUCGCAGCUCAGCGCGAGGCUGCGAGACUCGCGAAGGAGCGCAAACUAAAGGAGCAGCUUGCACAGAAGAAAAGCGAGGCAGAGGGCAACGGCUCACAUCGCAAACAGCCAUCGGGUGGAGAGUUUGAAGCGUACAUGCAGAGUGCGAAGGCGCAGUCAGAGGCAUUCCGUAGCAGCCGACUUUCCUCUGAGACAAAUUUAGUGACUCCUAAUACAGAGAGCAGCUGGGACUUCACUUGCAGAACUCGCUCCACUAAUGAUGAUGCCACCUCGCUGGACCUUGAGUGGGAGGAUGAGGAGGGUAUGAAUCGGACGGGUGCUGCAUGGGAGCGCUCUAAGACAGAGGAGGACAUCCUGCGAGCUGCACUCCGUCCUGCCGGGAAACAGUUGGGAAGUGGGCCGGCUUCUGCUUCAGAGGACUCCAACGCUCUCGAAUGGGAGAACGACUUCGUCAGUGCUCAUGCUGAAGACAGUAGUGAGCAAUGUGACGAGGAAUUCGAUGGAUUUGUUAAUCCAGUACUGGACACUCCAUCUGAGGCAGAGCCUAAUACUGACCAGCAGGACAGAUAAUCCUUGGCAAGAACAUGGGUGUUAAUUGACUAGCUCUAUUCUGUGUACAUUUAUAAUUUAGCCUUAUUUAACACUGGUGUUUGAAUCAAGUGCAAUUUUGAAACUGGUGAACGGUUUUGAGGGACCCCCACACCCCCCCCCCACCCCCAAACAGAACGAGAUCAUGACCGCAAUGGUAUACUAGGCCUACCUCAUUAGAAUCAAGUAGGGGUACAGAAAUGCUAAAUUUUUUUUAUUUUUUUCUUGCAUAAUAGGCUGGUGUUUGUUUGAGCCAACCACUCAGCACUAAGCUGUUUUUUUCCACUUUUUAGCAACGUGGAACCUGUAGGCUAAAGAUACAUUUAGGGGAAAAAUCCUCCCUUUGUCCAGUAUCAAUUUUCCAUCAUCCUCAUUGUUCACAUAUAAAUCAUGUAUAGCUAAAACAACAACAACAAAAAAAGAAACACAGGCUGUAAAUGUAUAGUUGCAACUUAAAAAAAAAAAUCCUCAUGAACACCGUGUGUGAGAAAAUGUAAUGCAUACACAAGUGCUUUUAAAGUGUGCUUUUAAAUGUACACAGGCAACAGCUUUAAGUCGCUGGAUUUGUCUUUAUACCAAAUUCUGCCUGGUUAAUGCAAUUCGUAAGUAUGUUUUAGAUGUACAUGUAGUUCCAUGCCCUAAACUACAAAUGAAUUCAAUAAAAUUUGUUAUUUCCAAAUAAGUUUACAAGCCAGAAUGCACUGAAUCACUCAAUAACAAUGAAAAGAAAAAAAAAAACUGCCAUUAUUAUUUUACAUAUUGGUACAAUAUCUGCACAUGUAAGUUAAAAAGUGGAAUGCAAUUAAUUCUGUUAUUCCUUUGUAGCAACUGUGUUUGGCCACUUAUAUGAAUAUCCAUAUUAAAAAAUGACCAUAUUUUAAUUUUAAACGUUUAAACGAUUUUGUGCCUUUUUUGUGACACUGUAGCUCACGGCACAGUCCCCAAAAUUCACGUUCAGUUAAGAGUGAAUUUAGCUUUAAUGGUUUUUGGACUAAUGAAAGGUUUAGUAUGUCUGUCACCAAACCUUACCAUAGCUGAUUUUUUUUUUUUAUCAGGAAAAAAAAAAAAUCUUCUUUUGGAGCAUUCCAAACUCUUAAAUGUGAAAAUCUCAUUGAAUUGCACAUCUGCACAUUUGUUCAUCUACUUAAGGGUUGUUGCGAAUAAAGGAGCACAUUUUCUAUCUUAUCUGCAAAUCUCACUGAUUGCAACAGGACAAAAGAACAAACAAGACAUACCUGUAGUUUGGGAAAAUUGUUUCUCUUGAAAUUUGACUGCUAAUAAAUGAAUCAGAUCUGAAA
Molecule: messenger RNA, 2466 nt
Organism: Silurus meridionalis
Lineage: Eukaryota; Metazoa; Chordata; Actinopteri; Siluriformes; Siluridae
Gene: ap1ar
Product: adaptor related protein complex 1 associated regulatory protein
Exons: 10
Coding region: 266-1150 (294 amino acids)
Biological process (GO): regulation of Arp2/3 complex-mediated actin nucleation; negative regulation of substrate adhesion-dependent cell spreading; negative regulation of cell motility
Molecular function (GO): AP-1 adaptor complex binding
Source: RefSeq, a predicted model, not a curated record